UAACAUAUAUAUAAUGCUAGGAAUUGAUCAAAGAAUGGAACACAACACUCUAUUUCCUUUCUGUCUACAUAUCCUUAGUGAAGUUUCCACUUUGAUCAAAGGAGGAGAGAGAGACUAAAGAGUGAGAAUGAGUGCAGACAAGAGCCAUAACCACCACCAAAUCUUUGAUGUCUCCAUCAACGUACAUCCUCAGAUUGGUUCCAAGUGUUUUGACGAUGAUGACCGCCUCAAACGAACCGGAACUGUUUGGACCGCAAGCGCUCACAUAAUAACUGCUGUAAUUGGUUCUGGAGUUCUGUCUUUGGCUUGGGCUACUGCACAGCUUGGAUGGAUAGCUGGUCCAACUGUGAUGCUCUUAUUCUCAUUUGUAACAUACUACACUUCUACUCUGCUGGCAGCAUGUUACCGGUCCGAUAUCGGGCAAAGAAAUUACACUUAUAUGGAUGCUGUCCGAGCCAACCUCGGAGGAUUCCAGGUUAAAGUUUGUGGAGCAAUUCAGUACUUGAAUCUUUUCGGAGUGGCUAUUGGUUACACGAUUGCGGCGUCUAUAAGUAUGAUGGCAGUUGAAAGGUCUAAUUGUUUCCAUUCAAAAGGAGACAGCAGUCCUUGUGGAGUUUCAAGCAAUCCUUAUAUGAUUGCAUUUGGUGUUAUGGAAAUAAUUUUCUCCCAAAUCCCAGACUUUGAUCAAAUAUGGUGGCUUUCUAUUGUUGCUGCAGUCAUGUCCUUUACUUACUCGACCAUUGGUUUAGGCCUCGGAAUUGCAAAAGUUGCAGAAACUGGGAAAAUUAGGGGAAGUUUAACUGGAAUAAGCAUAGGCACAGUGACUGAAAUGGACAAGAUAUGGAGAAGUUUUCAAGCACUUGGAGCCAUAGCUUUUGCUUAUUCUUACUCCCUUAUCCUUAUUGAAAUUCAGGAUACAAUAAAAUCCCCACCAUCAGAAUACAAGACAAUGAAAAAGGCCACUCGAUUGAGUGUAGCAGUAACAACAAUUUUCUAUAUGUUCUGUGGCUGUUUUGGCUAUGCAGCAUUUGGAGACCUUUCCCCUGGAAAUCUCCUUACUGGUUUCGGCUUCUACAAUCCCUACUGGCUACUCGAUAUAGCCAACGCCGCCAUAGUCAUCCACCUUAUAGGUGCAUACCAAGUCUACUGCCAACCACUUUUCGCCUUUGUCGAAAAAACAUCAGAAGAAUGGUUCCCACAUAGCACAUUCAUCACAAAGGAAAUCGACGUCACUAUCCCGGGAUACAGCCCUUAUAAACUCAACCUUUUUCGACUAGUUUGGAGGACGAUUUUUGUGCUCUUAACCACUCUAAUCUCCAUGCUGAUGCCAUUUUUCAAUGACAUCGUGGGGAUUCUAGGUGCCUUCGGGUUUUGGCCUUUAACAGUAUACUUCCCUGUGGAAAUGUACAUUGUACAAAAGAAGAUAGAAAAAUGGAGCACAAAAUGGAUAUGCCUACAAAUAUUAAGUGUUACUUGCCUUGUUAUCUCCCUUGCAGCUGCUGUUGGUUCCUUCGCCGGCGUCGCUUCUGAUCUCAAAGCUUACAAGCCUUUCAAGACUAGUUAUUGAUUUGGUUCAUCUCAGGAUUGUAAAAUCAAGAAAUUUAUGAAAAUUAGGUUUUCAUUCUUGUUCAUGUUCAUGUUCAUAAAAGGCACAAAAGGGUUACUUGUGCCUUUGUUUUUAAUUCAUGAGUGUAAGUGUAAUCUCAAAUGAAUAUCACUGUAACCAUAGGGAAAGAAAAGAGGCAAGUAUAUGUAAGUAUAUUGUUAUCUGGAAUCAAAAAUCUUAUUUUCCCAA
Messenger RNA from Olea europaea var. sylvestris, 1795 nucleotides. Its product is annotated as amino acid permease 3-like. The record is from RefSeq and is a predicted model, not a curated record. Gene Ontology annotation, cellular component: plasma membrane. The transcript has 7 exons. The coding region runs from base 128 to 1567 and encodes 479 amino acids. Lineage: Eukaryota; Viridiplantae; Streptophyta; Magnoliopsida; Lamiales; Oleaceae.